Molecule: messenger RNA, 1911 nt
Organism: Misgurnus anguillicaudatus (oriental weatherfish)
Lineage: Eukaryota; Metazoa; Chordata; Actinopteri; Cypriniformes; Cobitidae
Gene: apex2
Product: APEX nuclease (apurinic/apyrimidinic endonuclease) 2
Biological process (GO): base-excision repair
Cellular component (GO): nucleus
Molecular function (GO): zinc ion binding; DNA-(apurinic or apyrimidinic site) endonuclease activity; phosphoric diester hydrolase activity
Source: RefSeq, a predicted model, not a curated record
AUUUCCGCUUCAAAGAUCAUCUGCAUAGGGCUUGCUGUUGUUGUUUAUUCAUGUCGUUCGACGUUGUUUGACAGAUAAACAUGAAGAUUGUAACAUGGAACAUAAAUGGCAUACGAACAUUUAAAAGUGGCAUCAAGAAAAUUCUGGAUUCAUUUGAUGCUGAUAUAAUAUGCGCUCAAGAGACUAAAGUUACACGUGACUUGCUCGAUGAAAAGACGGCGAUUGUUGAGGGCUACAAUUCAUACUUUAGUUUUAGCCGUGGACGAAGUGGAUACUCGGGUGUUGUAACCUACUGUAAAGAUAGUGCUGCACCAUUCCUGGCAGAGGAAGGAUUGACAGGUCUUCUCAACACUCAUGAAGAGGCUGUGGGUUGCUAUAGUGACCAGCUUGAGUUUUCAAGUGAAGAGUUGCUGGCACUAGACAAUGAGGGAAGGGCUGUCAUCACUCAGCAUCACUUCAUUGGUGCAGAUGGACCACAAAAGCUGACUGUGAUAAAUGUUUACUGUCCACGUGCCGAUCCAGAGAAACCUGAGCGAAAACAGUACAAGAUCCAGUUUUAUAAGCUCCUCCAAAGCAGAGCAGAAGCCAUCUUGAGCUCAGGGAGUCAUGUCAUCGUUUUAGGGGAUGUGAACACUUCUCAUCGACCCAUAGACCACUGUGACCCAGAUGACGUGGAUAACUUUGAGGAUAACCCUGGGAGAAAGUGGCUGGACCAUUUCCUGUUUGGAUCAUCAGAAAAUGGUGACUGUGAAGAAGAAUUCGAAGACGUCUCACACAAAUCUGCCUCUGGUGGCAAGUUUGUUGACACCUUCCGCCAUUUCCACCCAGAGCGCACUGAUGCCUUCACGUGCUGGUCCACAAUGACUGGUGCCAGGCAGACCAAUUACGGCACACGUAUUGACUACAUCUUCUCCAGUCGCUUUUUGGUGGAAAACAUUUUCAGUGGAGUGGACAUUAUGCCUGAAGUAGAAGGAUCUGAUCACUGUCCUGUAUGGGCACGGCUAAGCUGUACCCUCUUGCCAAGUCCCAAGUACCCACCUCUAUGCACACGUCACAUGCCAGAAUUUGCUGGCAGACAGCAAAAACUUUCACGCUUCCUUGUCAAAGUUUCUGACGGGAGGCUUCCUGGAUCACAGGAGGCUGGGGAGAUUCGUGAAAACUUGAUUCCUGUGGUAAAGGAGAACAAUAUUUUUAAGAAGAGACCUGCAGAUAGAGAGGCAGAGACCACUGGGAACAAACCUAAAAGAAGCAAGCAGACAAAAACAGAAAGUAAACCCAAAGGCAACCUUUUAAGUUUUUUUAAGCCUAAGCAAACAAUAUUAAACACUGCCACUUCAAACGUAAGCCCAAAACAAGCAGAAUGUCCUAAAGAUGUACCCAGCUCUGAAAGCUCAGGGUGUCAGAUCACUCAUGCGAGGCUUAAUGAUGAAACAGACUGCAAUACAACCCAGACCAGAAGCCGCCCUAGUGGUGUGGAGGAGGACACGCAUGUUUCCAUGGUAAUGGAGAAAGAGAUUAAAAAACAGGAUCAACAAGACAAAGAAGCUACACAUGUAGAGAACUGUAGGAAAGGACCAUCUAGCUUUUGGAAAGAGAUUUUGCAUGGGCCCCCUCAGCCCCCUCCAUGCAAGUCACACAAUGAGCCCUGUGUUCUUCGGACUGUAAAAAAAGCAGGACCUAAUUUAGGCCGUCAGUUUUUUGUAUGUGCCCGUCCACAAGGUCAUGCCUCCAAUCCUCAGGCCAGAUGUAAUUUUUUUGCCUGGGUUGAUAAAGGGAAGUAGAUUAACUAUAUGCAUACUGUUUUUAGUGGGGUUUUUUGUAUUUGUUUGUAUUAUAUGUAUAUUAUCUUACACAUAGAAAUAGAAUAUAAAAGUUAUCGUACUGUACAAAUAAAACGAUUUUCCAAAAUGG